Molecule: messenger RNA, 2601 nt
Organism: Penicillium waksmanii
Lineage: Eukaryota; Fungi; Ascomycota; Eurotiomycetes; Eurotiales; Aspergillaceae
Exons: 2
Coding region: 1-2601 (866 amino acids)
Source: RefSeq, a predicted model, not a curated record
AUGUCGAAACUCUUCAAAAUCAAUCAUGCCGCCGGCAUCUUCGCUGAUAUGUCGGUCGAUGGACCCCCAAUCGGUACUCUCGUCGCCAUUAUCGAUCGAGCAAAGAACCUGCCCAAUCGCAAAACCAUGGGCAAACAGAAUCCCUAUUGUGCUGCACGACUUGGCAAAGAAGCGAAGAAGACCCCAACAGAUCUACGAGGCGGACAAACACCACGAUGGGACCACGAAUUGCGUUUCACUGUACACGAGUCUCCUGACUACUAUAAAUUGAAGGUGUCUGUCUUCAACGACGAUAAAAAGACAGACUUAAUCGGAGAGACAUGGGUGGACUUGCAAAACUUAAUCAUCCCCGGAGGAAGCCAGAAUGACCACUGGCACUCGUUACAAUGCCGAGGCAAAUACUCAGGCGACAUUCGAAUUGAAAUGACCUACUACGAUACUCGACAACAAGAUGAGGCUGUGAUCGAACGACGGAAAGAAGCUGCAGAGAGAAUUCAAGGCAAACCCACUACAACCACAAGCUCCGGCCUCUCUGGUCCUCGACAACUAAACCAAGUCAAACGACGCCCGUUGCCAACAGACCCCUCCGGAGUCGUCCCUCCUCGCCCUUUUCCAAUGGAAAAACCACAGUCAGCUCCUCCGCUGCAGCAGCCAGUACCGUCACGACCAGCUAUGCGUGAGCACGCCCACAGCAUGUCACAGGUUGACGGCCCAGCCGCACACCCUGCUCCUUUACGAAACCCCGAACCUGCUUACGACGCCCCGUCUUAUGAACCACAACCACAACACCAACCACCUCCCAUGCAUCCCCGAGGAGGCUACGAGGCCCACGAUAAUUAUCAGCGUGAAUGGGAUACCCCAGCUCCCGCUCUUCCCCCGGCCGGGACAAUGCGACGGAACACGCAGGGGAUGCCAUACGCAGAAUCAGCCUACGACUUACGACCAUUGCAACCACGCAGCCAAUCUGACUCUGAUCAACCUCCCUCCCGCGACUAUCGCUCCACAAGUGAGCCACCGUUUGAGACUGACAUGCGCGGACGGUCAAUGUAUGACGAGCCAGUACAUCCCCACGAUGCCUAUAGCAUGAUAUCACCCCAGUAUACAGCAAACCCCGUGACAUUUGGGCAUGUCUCUACUUUCACGCCACGCCAUCAUGCUCAUGUCGAUGAGCCCAUGCCAUCUGAUCACUCUCGACCCGGCUCUUCUGCCGGUCCGGGCGAUGACCUCCGGUACCAAUCCCACGACAGCAGAGCCCUGCAGCCUGUGCAUCGUCGGGAUGAUUACCAUCCGGAGUAUGCAACAAUGCAGCCCCGUGUCGAAGAUGAGGACGAAGAUGGACCUCCCCCGCCGCCGCCCGUUCAUCGGUCUCGUAUGGCUCAGCCUAUCCCAUCUCCUCAGCAACCAGUGACCCAAGCUGUAUCACCCUACAAGCCCUAUACACCCGGGCACUCUCCCAAUGCUUCGCCUAUGCCGGCUAGUCUCGUUGCUGGGUAUGAAAGUGAGGACGCAAUUGAGCGACAAGUGAUUGAAACCCGCGUCCGCAGGCCAAGCACUCACGUUGAUGAUGAGAUGAUGAUUACCCAACAGCCAUCACCGGGGUCCAUUCGUUCAAACACCCGGGCUCCCUCGCCCUACGAUGCCCCGGUUUAUCCCCUCAGAACAUCCCCGAAGCCACUGGACGAUCGAGCUAGUAUCUCGAGCCGGGAAUACCCCAAUACAGAGACCCGUAUGGUAACCCGGAAGUCAGUGAGCCCGCGACCUUCGUCCUCCGAUUCGCGCGGAGGCUCCUCAAUUCCCUUCUCCCCUGACUCAUAUAACAACUUCAAUCCCAAUGCUGCCCGCUCGGCCACUGGCCGCGAUCCAGUACCGGCAUAUGACUCACCUUCUCAAGCUCGAGACGCCGCGCUACGAGCAGAGAUCGAGCCUGUUCGAGACCUGAGCCAGCCUAUCAUCGGUGAUGAUGGUCGUGAGAUCGAUCCGUCGGAUCACUUGCCAACCGACACAUGGGCACCUGAGCCAGAGCGAAAGAACCGGAAACCAGAGGUCAUCAUUCGAUUCAAGCACAGUCCCCGAGACCGACCGACGUCUCGAGGAAACGACACCACAUCCCGCACCGCGGCUCCACCCCGUGUAGGAUUCCGCACGGAAACAACUACCUACGGUGCUGAUCGCCCAGGCAAGAGAUACACUCCUACCCACGUCCACAGCUCCGACUCCAUAGACCGAACGCCCCCGCGAGUCGAUCGUGGUCAGGACAGCUAUGCGAACAGCUACACCCAUGGUCGGGGCUACAGUACCCCGGCCUCAAUCGACCGGCCACGUUCUUCUCACCGCGGCUCCGUGUCUCCAUCACCGAGCUCCCGUUCUCCGCUGUACGACUACAACGCCGGCCCUCCUAUACCGUCCAAAGUACCGAUUUCUUCCGGUGCUCCCUCCUACCCUGUGACGUCUAGUAACCCAAGCAGCGGUAAUUCCGGGAUGGACGCACUUAGCCGGGAACUAAAGACUAUUGACAUCGGCUCUGUCGCGUGCAGUCCAAGUCGCACAGUUCGGAAAUAUGCUCCACCGCGCGCCUCAGCAUCGAUCGGCUAUGCCAGUUAA